Messenger RNA from Didymosphaeria variabile, 1299 nucleotides. RefSeq lists its product as uncharacterized. Gene Ontology annotation, molecular function: transmembrane transporter activity. The record is from RefSeq and is a predicted model, not a curated record. The transcript is spliced from 3 exons. Gene Ontology annotation, biological process: transmembrane transport. Bases 1 to 1299 code for a protein of 432 amino acids. NCBI's taxonomy places the organism in Eukaryota, Fungi, Ascomycota, Dothideomycetes, Pleosporales, Didymosphaeriaceae.
AUGUCGAUUGUCAGUCCGCUCGUGAGCUCUAUGUUCACACCCGGCAUCGUCGAGAUCGCUGAAGACCUCAACACAUCCCCGACUGCCGUCAUCGCUACAACUACUGGUUUCGUCAUCAUGCUGGGCAUCGGUCCUCUUCUCCUCGCACCGCUGUCCGAGACAUUCGGUCGUAGAAACCUUUACCUUAUCUGCUUCGCCAUCUUCGCUCUUCUGCAAAUACCUGCCGCUCUCGCGCCGAACAUUGCAUUCCUUAUUGCCAUACGCAGCGUCUCGGGCUUCUUCGGUAGUGUUGGCAUCGCGAAUGGUGGAGGCACAAUCAGCGACAUGUUCGUACCAAGUGAAAGAGCCGGAGUGUUUGGCUGGUAUUUGCUCGGGCCACUACUUGGCCCAACACUAGGCCCGCUUUUCGGUGGAUUCAUCGUGCAGCGUCUCGGUUGGCGGUGGAUAUUCUGGGUCAUGACAAUCGUAUGCUCGAUCAACACUUUAGCAGGCUAUUUCUUCCUCCGCGAAACCUACGCACCUGUCAUACUCGCACGCUUAAAACAAAAUUUCGAGAACAGUAAUCGCGCAGAUGACGCGACGAAUUACCAGUUUGAAGGCGAGGAUUUGCGCCCGCUGCGCCAGAAACUUGCGCACUCGCUCUCUCGUCCUCCGCGCAUCUUCAUGCAGCCUAUCGUUGCCGUCAUGAGCGUUUACCAGGCGCUUAUAUUCGGAACGACAUAUAGCAUCUACACCAAUAUGCAGGAUAUCUACUCCGGCACGUAUGGCUUCUCUACAGAGAAGGUCGGGCUGCUGUACCUCGGACCGGGGAGCGGAUUCCUGUUCGCUGUAUGGUUUCUCGUUCCACGGAUCGACGACGUGUACAAGAAACUUACGGCCAAGCACGACGAGAAAGCGCAGCCCGAGUUUCGCUUACCACUUGCAAACAUUGGGGCUGUCUUCAUCCCGGUGUCGCUAUUCUGGUUCGCGUGGUCAGUCGAAAAGAAAGUACAUUGGUUUGCGUCUAUCGUGCCGACGUUCUUCUAUGGCAUUGGCCAAGUGAUGAUACUAAACACUACGCAAAACUACUACAUCGACUCGUUCGAAUCGUAUGCUGCGUCCGCCAUUGCAGCGGGUGCGGUAUUCCGAUCGCUUGUUGGAGGUAUAGUGCCUCUCAUUGCACCAGGUUUGUUUGAAAAGCUAGGGUAUGGCUGGGGCAUUAGUGUGUUUGGAUUCGUGAGUCUAGCGCUGGCACCCGCGCCUGUAUUGUUCUACGUGUUCGGCGAGAGGAUCCGGGAAAGGUUUGUUCUAAAAAUGUAG